GUUCCUGCUGGUCUUCUCCUGUCUGGUCCUCUCUGUGUUUUCCACCAUUAAAGAGUAUGAAGAGAAAUCGGAAGGAGCCCUCUAUAUUCUGGAAAUCGUCACCAUUGUGGUCUUUGGCGUGGAGUACUUUGUGCGGAUCUGGGCCGCUGGCUGCUGCUGCCGCUACCGGGGAUGGAGGGGGAGGCUGAAAUUUGCCCGUAAACCGUUUUGUGUUAUUGACAUCUUGGUGUUGAUCGCCUCCAUAGCGGUCCUGUCGGCGGGAUCCCAGGGGAACGUGUUUGCUACGUCGGCCCUUAGGAGUCUGAGGUUCCUCCAGAUCCUGCGCAUGAUCCGUAUGGACCGGAGAGGAGGAACGUGGAAGCUACUGGGAUCCGUCGUGUAUGCUCACAGCAAGGAACUGAUAACAGCCUGGGUACAUCGGCUUCCUCUGCCUCAUCCUGGCGUCCUUCCUGGUCUACCUGGCAGAGAAGGAGGAGAACAGCGACAUGUUUGAUACCUACGCAGAUGCCCUGUGGUGGGGCCUGAUCACAUUGACCACCAUUGGCUACGGUGACAAGUAUCCAACCACCUGGAAUGGCCGUCUGCUGGCAGCCACCUUCACGCUGAUAGGAGUCUCCUUCUUUGCGCUGCCGGCCGGCAUCCUGGGGUCUGGCUUUGCUUUGAAAGUCCAAGAACAACACCGACAGAAGCACUUUGAGAAAAGGCGGAACCCCGCAGCCGGCCUGAUUCAGGCCUCCUGGAGAUUUUAUGCCACCAAUCUGUCACGCAUGGACCUGCAUUCCACCUGGCACUACUAUGAGCGCAGCGUGGCGGUGCCCAUGUACAGCUCUCAAACGUACGGUGCGUCCAGGUUGAUCCCACCAUUAAACCAACUGGAUCUUCUUCGGAACCUGAAGAGCAAAUCUGGACUAACAUUCAGGAAGGAGCAACAGACCGAGCCUCCUCCCAGCAGCAGUCAAAAAGUCAGUCUGAAGGAACGGGUCUUCUCCAGCCCCAGAGGUGUGGCCACGAAAGGCAAAGGCUCUCCACAGUCCCAAGGUGUGCGCAGAUCCCCCAGCGCUGACCAAAGCAUGGAGGAAAGUCCUAGUAAGGUGCCCAAGAGCUGGAGCUUUGGAGACCGGGGAAGGACACGCCAGGCCUUCCGCAUCAAGGGAUCGGCGUCACGGCAGAAUUCUGAAGCCAGUCUCCCUGGAGAGGAGAUUCCUGAGGAUAACAGAAGCUGUAAUUGUGAGUUCCUUUCUGAAGAGUGGACCCCCGGUCUAAAGGCGUCCAUUCGAGCGGUUUGUGUCAUGAGGUUCCUGGUGUCCAAGCGGAAGUUUAAGGAGAGUUUACGACCGUACGACGUCAUGGAUGUGAUAGAACAGUACUCUGCUGGACAUCUGGACAUGCUCGCCCGUAUCAAAAAUCUCCAGUCCAGAGUGGACCAGAUUGUUGGAAGAGGAGGUUCCAUCACAGAAAAGGACAGAAGCAAGGGUGGAACCGAGCCAGAAAUGCCUGAGGACCCCAGUAUGAUGGGCCGUUUGGGCAAAGUGGAGAAGCAGGUGCUUUCCAUGGAAAAGAAGUUGGAUUUUCUUGUAAACAUCUACAUGCAGAGGAUGGGAAUUCCCCCUUCAGAGACAGAGGCCUACUUUGGAGCCAAGGAUCGCGAGCCAGCUCCUCCAUAUCAUAGCCCAGAAGACAGCCGGGAUCCUGUAGAUAAAAACAGCUGCAUCACCAAGAUUAUCCGCUCCACAAGCUCAGUGGGCCAAAAAAACUUUAGUGCUCCACCUGCCCAAGGAAUGUCUACCCCCUACUGCCCGCCAUCCACCUCAUGGCAGCAGCAACAGCCAUAUCAACGACACAGUCAUGGUUCAUCUCCAGUUGGUGAUCCGAAUUCCAUGGUGAGGAUUCCCCCUCCUCCAUCGCAUGAGCGUUCACUUUCUGCUUAUGGAGGGAGUAGACUGGGAGCUGGUGAAGAAGGAUCCACCAAACACCGAGACACCGCAGCCCUGAGAGAUAGCGAUACCUCCAUAUCUAUUCCGUCUGUGGACCAUGAAGAGUUGGAGCGUUCUUUUAGUGGUUUCAGCAUCUCUCAGUCCAAGGAGAACCUGGAGGUUUUGAACAAUGGGGCAGCGGCGGGUCCCGGCCCCGUCGGCAAGGUCCGUCCCUACAUUGCUGAGGGGGAGUCCGACACAGACUCUGACCUCUGUACCCCCUGUGGCCCGCCUCCUAGGUCAGCCACUGGGGAAGGACCUUAUGGUGAGAUGGGAUGGCCAUCCGGGAAAUAG
Messenger RNA from Staurois parvus, 2267 nucleotides. The record is from the annotation of a GenBank genome assembly. Lineage: Eukaryota; Metazoa; Chordata; Amphibia; Anura; Ranidae.